Messenger RNA from Macrosteles quadrilineatus (aster leafhopper), 2664 nucleotides. RefSeq lists its product as uncharacterized. Gene Ontology annotation, molecular function: double-stranded RNA binding; single-stranded RNA binding. Gene Ontology annotation, cellular component: precatalytic spliceosome. The transcript has 13 exons. The record is from RefSeq and is a predicted model, not a curated record. The coding region runs from base 211 to 2508 and encodes 765 amino acids. Lineage: Eukaryota; Metazoa; Arthropoda; Insecta; Hemiptera; Cicadellidae.
AGCUAUUCUGCUGACUUUUGAGAUUAGUUUUGAAAUUUAUCUUACAGAGAUGUAGGUUACAGCUUUGACUAUUGAUAAGUUACAACUUCAUGUAUAAUUUUAUUUAUGAUUAGGCCUACAGUUCCAAUGAAAACCUAGGAAACAUUAGCUCUAUUAAUUUGGAUACCAUAUUCUAUUCAUUGUAGGUGGCAUUUAGAUCUUCACAUCACAAUGGAUGACCUUUCACUACCCAUAGACAAGCUGUAUCUUGAGUACUUGACAAGUUACCACCCUCCUAAAAAGCAACGCCGGAUAGAGGAAAAGCUGAUCGCUGCAGGAAAACUUAACUUUACCAGGUUAACAUCUGUCGACAAACUCACAGCAAAAUUUGAGAUGGAAAUUCAUGUCUUAGAAAAGACAGUGAUUGUAGAUGAUGGGUCUGAGAAAAAGGUGUACUCCACGUGUGUGUUUGAAAAUACAAAACGUUACGAUUGCAACAUUUGCAUCACGUCUGUUUACGGAAAGACCUCGCUGAUUCGCCAUAAUAGAAGCAGGAAACACUAUGAAAUGAUGCAAAGGAAAACACAUCCUCAUGAAAAUUUUGAUGACAAAAGAGAUAUGAAAAUAGUUAGAGAUGUGAAGGAGUGUUAUUUCGUGAAAGACCUUCUAGAAGAGUGUCGGUACUUGAACAUCAAUCUCGUGUUGAUUGGACUGGAGUAUCUGGUGGAGGUGUUGGAUCCUCGUGGGCCGUACUACAUCUGUCUGCUGUGUAACAAGGAGGGUGAAGAGAUCGAAGCAACUAUCAACCAUCUGGAGGGAUAUGAGCACAGGAUGCUGUACAUGCUGCUAUACUUCCCAAAAGUAUACAAGAAGCUUUCACUUCUACAGAAGGAAAUUUGGCAGGUGCAACUGAACAUUGUUGUUCAGAAAAUUGAGAAAAAGUUGGGUCGGUUGAAGCCCUGGCGCCAUGAUGGACCUUUGUCCUUAAAGCAGAAGAAAGCUAUUCGUUAUGCAAUAGAUAAGGGCCCUCAUCUGAGGGACUUAGGUCUGAGUUUUUCCGGAGAUAUUGUAUUUAACGAAGAUGUAAAGGACCCAAUGAUGGAGCAUACAGUCCUCACAGAGUUUUUAGUGAAUGAAACCGAGGAUAACAAAGUUUUUGAACGUGUUAAGGGUGGAGGUUACCGGUGCAAGCUGUGUAAAACAGGGGUGAAUUCCAUUGUUGAAAAAAUUACUCAUCCUUACACAGGAAGGCAUAUAGGAAAAACAAUCAAAGGAAUGUCGAUUCUCGACAAUGUCGCUUGCACCAUACAAAACGCCAUAGAGAGGUAUCCGCAACCGUUGAUCGGGACGGAGUACAUAGUGGAGUAUGACGAACAAGGGGUUUUCCUGUGGUACUGUAUGCUGUGCAGAAAAGGGAUGAACAACCAAGACCAGGUCUUGUUACAUCUGGUUAGCAAGCAACAUCGCCAAUGGUACAUUAAACACCACAUGCCUGUGAAACACCAAGAACUGCUCAAGAAGACUGGCCCGGUAAAAGCAGAAGAUACAUUAAGGUUGCUGAGACAAAUCGAGGCCAAGUACCCAAAUCGAUUGCCUGCGUUUGGUUGUAUCUACAGCCUUGACCAUGUAAUUGACUCUGGGCUAACUAUCAAAGAUGUGAUUAGUCAGAAGAUCAUGGAUGGCCAACACUUUACUGUCAAUGAGAGAGGGAUGCCACAAAUGAUCUACAAAAUGCCAGUUCCUCUCUUUUCCGAGGAAGAGCAAGCUACUCCUGGGACUAGCUCCAAGAAAAAGAAGAAGAAAAGAUCACGAUCAGCCUCCUCGGAUCGAUCUCUCUCUCCAGUAGCCAGACAGAGAAGAUUGUCUCCGGAGCCAUUAGAACUGCCCGACUUGCCAACAGAACAACUCAGAGAUCCAAUUUUGGAUUGGCUGUACAGCCAACCCUCAACCAGCCAGCCCUCGACCAGCCAACCCUCAACCAGCCAACCUUCAACCAGCCAACCUUCAACCAGCCAGCCGAGAAGAAGAGCGUACGCAUUAAUGGGGCAAGUUGCCAUUACCAAAGAGUCAUUGGAACAAUUCAUCGCUGAAUGCGACGAAGACAACUGGAAAUCCCGAUCCCAGUGUGGAUGUGUCGCGGAGCUCACGCUCACUUGCCCACUGAGAGAAUUACUGGACGACGACGAAGCAUUCUACGAGGUUCGACGGGUUCUUAUCGGAGCAUGGAUGAUCAGGCUCAACAAAGACUUUGGUUGGAACAUUCAAUCGUUAGAUAUAACGAAAGACCCAAAGCUGUAUAGGUUGGUGGAAAUAAUGGAGACAGGCCGUUUUGUCCUUGACGUGUGUCGACCUCUGUGCAGGAAUUGUGUGGAGUCAACUGCGGAAUGUACCUUGGAGGAUUUCCCCCAGUACAAGGACAUUCCGCUAGACGAACUGAUGGACAUAAGUAGAGGUCUGGUCAACAUGAGCAACUUGCUACAUUUCUUCUAUGUUAAUAUCCCAAAAUCCGCAUAUACACAAAGCGAGUAGAGUAGGCAGGUAACUUGAAACUCAUAACGGAGAAAUGUAACCAUAGUUAACCUGCCUGUCUACUCGCCUUGUGUAAAUGUGGAUAUUACCGGAAAAUACACUAAUUUGGGUCAAGCUUGGACCUGCACUUGACUCAAAGUUGAAUCUGUACCAGUC